UGAAAAUAUGUCACACCGUUUUAUGUUGUUAGACGCUAGAACGAGAGCUUGUAUUGGUUAAUGAACGAAAAUUAUCAGCUAAAUAUUCCUGAUAGAAUUUACAAAUCAUUUCAUCUGAUCUUGAAAUGUUAUAGAUAAAAAAGGCAAAAUAAAUAAAUAUGGCUGUGUUUGAAAAGGAUUGUCUGCUUGACGAUGUUUUUGUUUUAAUUAAAUAAGGAGUUACCAUUCUAAUACCGGAAGUACCAGAAGCUGUAGGGCUUGAGUAAUAUCCUUCUCGGAUGGCAGAACGGAACUAAGUUCAGAGAUAAGGCGUUUGUUGACUUGCAGGACAAGGAUGAGCUCGAGAAAAACUUCGUGUGAAGUACCCGUGCAGGACUUUGCCAGGAUUCAGUUAAUGUUUCUACCAAACGCGUUAUCUAAUGGAAAGCUGUUCACGGACUAUACGUUCCCACCCGAUAAGUCCUCGUUAACUUACGUAUACAGCGGAGAUGACCGAUACGAGAAAAUGGUGUUUAAACGGCCAAAGGAAAUCUGCUCAUAUGCUGUCUUUGCUGGGGUUGGCGGUGCUUAUGAAACGCCGUUUCCAUGGAAAUCAUGGAAGAAGACCACGUGGUUCGAGGCCGCCAUUGCCGUCGUGUCACUAAAUGUUAAACUGAUGGACAAAUUAAUUCCUGGAUACAGGAACUUUGACCAGUCGUUGCAGACGGACUAUAUAGGGUGCUUUUGUUUUAAACUUUGGCGGUUCGGGGAAUGGAUUGAUAUUGUAGUGGACGACCACCUUCCUACAAUGGACAAUACUUUGUUAUACUGCCAGGCGUAUGGUACACCACGAGAAUUCUGGGGUCCGCUUGUUGAAAAAGCGUAUGCCAAAUGCAAGAAAACAUAUGAGGCAAAUGAAUGUGGGAGAACACUUGAUGCUUUUACCGAUUUAACAGGCGGUGUGUGCGAGUUCUACACACCCGAUAUCAAUCCGCCACAGAACUUGUUUCAUCUUUUGUACAAAUCUUGCGUAAAUCGGUCACAGAUAGUCUGCUGGAGGAAUGACAAACUGCUAACACCGACAGGGUUCUGGUUCGAGAACGAAAUGACGGAUGCAGCCGGCAGUGGACAAAGAUAUCUCCAUAUAGUAACUGCUACCACGAAGUUCCCUCUGUCGGAUGGACGAAUGGUUGAAAUGGUCCGUCUGUUGUGUUUGUACAGAAACGAACCGUUAUGGAACGGAAAAUUCGCGGACACGGAUGAAAUUUCAUGGGGAACGGUUAACAUGGAAUUUUUCUCAAAAUACAAGCCUCUAGGGAACAAAGAUGAGAACGAGUACUGGAUGACGCUUGAAGACUUCCGGUGUAAUUUUGGCGGGCUAAUUAUCUGCAGUACAGAAAUUCCAUACACAACGGAAGGUCUAAAUUUACAAAGAUGCUACCGAAGAUUAAGUGAAGAUGAAAUUAAAACUGGUCAGAGAUCGUUGUUUACUCAGCCUAAGGAACGUCGACGUAGCAGUGAUAGCAAGCAUCGACGCCAGCCUUCUGCGACAUAUCUCAGUAUACAUAGACGCUCACAUCCGUGCCUUUCCAUUAAAACAUUUAAUGAUCAAGCAGACGACAUUCAUUCGCCAAACGACAAUCAACCGGAAAUGGAGAUUCUCGUGCGCGAGAACCCGCGUACUGUGAAAGUAGACAACACACAAUUUAAUAGAGCAUCUAAAAUAAAGAAACUGAAACAAAAAAGUAAAAGUGAAAAUGCUAAAAUUAUGUCGAAGAAAAAUAGUUAUGGAACAAGACGGGAAAGUACAGGUGCUGUUUACAGAAAGCGUGAUCCAUCUCCUGUGUCUUGUUUUAAACGAUUACAUCAUUAUGAUGACGUAAAAAGCGACGCUGUAGAUACAAAAGAUUCAGACUUGAACGACGAGUCUAAGGACAGUUCAAAACAGUGUACUUCCACUGCGACUAAUGAUAAAAAGACGCCUGUGAAGAAACAGUCAUCAAGCGGAUAUAAUACCCAUAAUGCAGAAUAUUGUCAGAAGAGGUCUGAUAGUCUUAUAUCAACCUGUUCAGCCCUAUCCGAGUGCCAAAGCACGUUUUCGGCUUCAGAUAUCACAUUAAAUAUAGGUACGUCUCGAGAAAAUUCACUGCAAAGGCCAAAAAGUGCGCCAAGCAACAUUAUUCGGAACACUUCUUCAGGAUCAUUGCCAAAUAUGAUUAUAAACAAUUUCGUAGCCUCGUCUUCAGAUAAUUUCCGGUCACAUGGUUCAUGGCGUUUUGUUAUCAACUACAAGGGGAAGUGGGAAAAGUGUGAUUCUAUGGGAAGUUAUCCCGAUUUGAUUAAACAACAUUCGAGAAAUUCUAGAAUUCCUUUCAAUAUUCUCCACCCGGAUGCAGUAAAUGAGAUUGUUGCCCCUGGUUACCACGGAAAGAGUCACCUGAUCAUAUCGUUGUUACAAGAUUAUCGUCAUGGUGCUCCAACAGCAAACAGUCUGUUAGUUCCAAUAGGGUUUUCAAUAUAUAAGACGAAAAACCCAGCCAAAGACGAGAAACGCUCCCUUUCAAAAUUACCGAUGGUAGGGGAAGCAACUCUUUGUGAAGAUUCAAGGGAGGUAACUAGUCGAUUUGAUCUUUUCCCCGGAAGUUAUUUCAUUGUGCCAUUUUGUUUGUCGGAAAACCACAGUGGGCAAUAUAUAUUGCGAGUGCUGGCUGAAAGGGACCCAGUAGCUGGCAAAACCGGAUGUAUAUUAUCCUAGAAAGAAAACAGCGGCGACGAAUGUCUGGUGCUUUUCAAAUAAACAUUUAAUUAAAGGGUGCAAAAAUGUUAAUUAAUCGCGUAUUGUUGUUAUUUGAAGACGACACGACUGCUCUACCAGGAACGCGUCUUAAAGACGUGACUUUUUGAAAUGACAUUGUCCGUUAUUUAUUUUAUAGCUGUCUGGAUAAAUAUUCAAUAAAUAAAUGAUUUAAGCAUUCAACCAUGGGUGUGCCUUAAUGAAAAUUUUGAAUGAUAAUUAAUGUAAAAGUGUCCUAUUUGGGACAACAUAUUCUCGAUAUUGACCCUAUAUGUAUCAGCCUUAUAUAGAUUAAGAUUUGAAGGGACCAAUGCUGCUGUAUAAAGCUUUAUUUUUUAUAAGCAUCAGCAAAUUUCUGACCAAAUUGUUAUUUUGUAAUUGGGCCAAUAUCUAGAUUAGAAUCGGACUGAAUAUCCGAAUAUAAUGAAGUAGCUGUGCUACAGGCUUUAGUUUUUUCCCUAGUUUUCCAGUUGUUAUUUUUCUCUAUGUCAAAAGUUAAUCAAAAAGUUAUUUAUGUUGUUGUUAUUUUCGUUAUUUGUUUUAGUCUGUAUUGGUCAAUAUAACAUUGCCAUUGUUUUAAUUCAAAUUAAUUCAGAAUUUUUUCAGCUACAAGUCAUUUGGCUUUUGAUUUGUGUUUUGUCUGAUUAUUUUUGUAUUUCAUAUUUACUGAAUAAAAUUC
This is a messenger RNA of Ruditapes philippinarum (Manila clam), 3452 nucleotides long. RefSeq lists its product as uncharacterized. The record is from RefSeq and is a predicted model, not a curated record. Gene Ontology annotation, biological process: proteolysis. The transcript is spliced from 12 exons. Gene Ontology annotation, cellular component: cytoplasm. The coding region runs from base 335 to 2734 and encodes 799 amino acids. NCBI's taxonomy places the organism in Eukaryota, Metazoa, Mollusca, Bivalvia, Venerida, Veneridae. Gene Ontology annotation, molecular function: calcium-dependent cysteine-type endopeptidase activity.